Molecule: messenger RNA, 2500 nt
Organism: Toxoplasma gondii ME49
Lineage: Eukaryota; Apicomplexa; Conoidasida; Eucoccidiorida; Sarcocystidae
Gene: ATPB
Product: ATP synthase beta subunit ATP-B
Exons: 4
Coding region: 347-2029 (560 amino acids)
Biological process (GO): proton transmembrane transport; proton motive force-driven mitochondrial ATP synthesis
Molecular function (GO): ATP binding; ATP hydrolysis activity; proton-transporting ATP synthase activity, rotational mechanism
Source: RefSeq, a predicted model, not a curated record
CGGGUACGACUUUGGCAGUUUGGAAGUUUCUUUCCUUUUUCCCCUGUGCCCUGCUUCCGUCUUUGCGGUUCCCCGCCCCUUCCCUUUCUUGUGGUGCGGGUGUGCACGCAACCUUCUCUGACACAAGUGUGGAGAAUUCUUGCAUUUUCUCGCUGGCGGGAGCAUUGCGCCUUUUUCGCUUGGUUUUUUCUCCUUGACGUCUCAAUCCCAAAAACCAGCGGAGCGCCGGCUCGCGGACGCUUCCAGUGAGGGGUAGGCUCACGCGCACAUUUCCCUGUGCUGUCUCACCCCGUCUUGUUUCUGUCGCGAACUUCUUUCUGCGUGUCUACGGCAAACCUUUGCGAAAAUGGCGUCUCCCGCACUCCAAACUUGCUGGCGAAAUCUUGCGCGCCUCUCCGGCGCGCAGGUUCGGCCGAGCCACUUUGGAGCCUUUUCUCUCGGCAGCCGCAUGUCUCCUUUUUCUUCUCUCCUCGGCGCCCGCGCCUCUCCCAUCGCCACCGGCCGCGCCGGUCUCCGUUUUCUUUCUUCUGCGGCGCCGAAUCCCGGAAAGAAACCAGCAAGCGCUGCCCCGCCAGCCGGAACGAACCACGGCCGCAUCACCCAAGUCAUCGGGGCCGUCGUGGACGUUCACUUCGACGAACAACUCCCGCCAAUUCUCAACAGCUUGGAAGUCCAGGGCCACACCAACAGACUCGUCCUCGAGGUCGCGCAACACCUGGGCGAAAACACGGUCAGGACGAUUGCGAUGGACGCGACGGAGGGUCUCGUACGCGGACAGAAAGUCGUCGACACAGGUGCUCCCAUUCAGGUGCCCGUCGGCGUUGAGACUCUGGGACGCAUCAUGAACGUCAUUGGAGAGCCUGUGGAUGAGUGUGGACCGGUUCCUGCGAAGAAGACCUACUCGAUUCACCGCGCAGCUCCACUCUUUGCCGACCAGUCGACGGAACCCGGCCUUCUGCAGACCGGCAUCAAGGUCGUGGAUCUCCUGGCGCCGUACGCGAAGGGAGGGAAAAUCGGUCUCUUUGGCGGUGCAGGAGUCGGCAAGACUGUGUUGAUUAUGGAGUUGAUCAACAACGUCGCGAACAAGCACGGAGGUUUCUCUGUGUUUGCGGGUGUCGGCGAGAGGACGCGCGAGGGGAACGACUUGUACCACGAAAUGAUGACGACUGGAGUGAUUAAGCGGAAGAAGUUGGAAGAUGGCAAGUUCGACUUCACCGGCUCCAAGGCUGCGCUGGUGUACGGACAGAUGAACGAGCCUCCCGGUGCGCGUGCGCGCGUCGCCCUGACUGCUCUGUCUGUCGCCGAGUACUUCCGUGACGAGCAAGGCCAAGACGUGUUGCUUUUCAUCGACAACAUCUACCGCUUCACUCAAGCUGGCUCUGAGGUGUCUGCGUUGCUCGGACGCAUUCCCAGCGCCGUCGGAUACCAGCCGACGCUGGCGACCGAUCUCGGGCAGCUCCAGGAGCGAAUCACCACGACGAAGAAGGGAUCGAUUACCUCCGUCCAGGCCGUCUACGUACCUGCAGAUGACUUGACGGAUCCUGCGCCCGCGACAACUUUUGCUCAUCUCGACGCCACCACUGUGCUGUCUCGGCAGAUCGCCGAGCUGGGGAUUUAUCCCGCCGUCGACCCGCUCGACUCGACGAGUCGCAUGCUGGCUCCGGAGAUCGUCGGUCAGGAGCACUACGACACGGCCCGCGCGACUCAGAAGCUGCUCCAGGACUACAAGUCCCUGCAGGAUAUCAUCGCCAUUCUGGGAAUGGACGAGCUGAGUGAGGAAGACAAGCUGGUCGUCUCGCGCGCGCGCAAGAUCCAGAGAUUCCUCUCCCAGCCGUUCACAGUCGCGGAAGUCUUCACGGGCAAACCCGGACGCUUCGUCGAGCUGCCCGAAACCAUCAAGAGCGCGCAGACGAUCCUCCGAGGCGAGUGCGACGACUUGCCCGAAAUGGCUUUCUACAUGUGCGGCGGCCUCGAGGAAGUGCGUUCGAAGGCCGUGAAGAUGGCGCAGGAAGCGGCGAGCGGAAAGUAGUGCGAGUCACGGUGGAAAAAAGAAGCUUCCGGACCAACCUGUAGCGAAUUGAGAAGCUGCACCUGUGGACAUUAAACGCCGGCAGGAUCACCGCCAAUUCCCGGAGCACGGAACGAUUUUCGACGGACCGCAACGCGCCGCUUCACUGGCUGAGGUGUAUGCACACCCCGCAGAGAACGGCAAACGAGUUCGCUUCGUAGCCGGCGCGGCGCAGUCUGCGAAGUUGUCUAGUACUGUUUGUUGGAAGCCACACUAACGUGUUUCUCUAGGUUUUGUGCCUGGUCAUGGCGUGUCCGUGUUUGUGACGGGGGAAACUCUCCAUGCGCUGCGGAGGCGUCGAAAAAACAAAUCUAUUUGUGAGCUUGCACACAGGAGCGUUGCCGCAGGAUCCUCUAGGACAGUCACUCCGCGCACCUUGUGCAAAGGAACUUCGGCGCUGGACGGGACUUCCGCACAGACAACGGACCGUAA